Messenger RNA from Archocentrus centrarchus (flier cichlid), 2309 nucleotides. It is a transcript of the gene six2a, whose product is annotated as SIX homeobox 2a. Gene Ontology annotation, molecular function: DNA-binding transcription factor activity, RNA polymerase II-specific; RNA polymerase II cis-regulatory region sequence-specific DNA binding. The transcript has 2 exons. Gene Ontology annotation, biological process: regulation of transcription by RNA polymerase II. Bases 510 to 1382 code for a protein of 290 amino acids. Lineage: Eukaryota; Metazoa; Chordata; Actinopteri; Cichliformes; Cichlidae. The record is from RefSeq and is a predicted model, not a curated record. Gene Ontology annotation, cellular component: transcription regulator complex; nucleus.
GUGUUGAUUUUGCCAAGGAGCCACCUCAAAAGCAUAUCAGGUUACUUUGAGUGACAGCGUAACCAUGGCAAAUAAUUUGACUAAGGCUAUUGUCUUAUCCUCACCAUCCGUGGGUCAGAUAACCGACCAAUCAGAGUUCAUAUAAUCGCUUGUCUUGCCAGCUUAGAAUAAUAUUAUUAAAACGAGCCAGCGAGCCCCGUCUUCGGGAGUAGUUUAUGUUGAAACGACAUAGAAAAGGUGGAGGAGGACGGUGGAAGGAGUAGCAACUUUCUUUCUCAACAACUUUAUGGAGAAUAGUUGCCUGGGGUUUCGCAUGGCUGAAUGGACUUGACUUUAUUCCAUAACACGCAGUUGGACAUUGCCUAACACUGGACAAUUUUACGUUUUAGGUAACUCUUUUGGGGAUCUUUUGCCGCUUAUGGACUUAGUGCGUUUUGAUUUGAUGAGAGACUGAGAGGAGAGACGUGGAAGUAAAGUACAUUAUAAUCUGUACUGGUUUACUUGUCGCCAUGUCCAUGCUUCCGACGUUUGGUUUUACGCAGGAACAAGUGGCGUGUGUUUGCGAAGUCCUCCAGCAAGGGGGGAACAUCGAGCGACUUGGGCGCUUUCUGUGGUCCCUCCCGGCGUGCGAGCACCUCCACAAAAAUGAGAGCGUCCUCAAAGCGAAAGCCGUAGUCGCUUUUCAUCGGGGGAACUUCCGAGAGCUCUACAAGAUCCUGGAGAGCCACCAGUUUUCGCCGCACAAUCACCCGAAGCUGCAGCAGCUGUGGCUCAAGGCGCACUAUAUCGAGGCAGAGAAGCUGAGAGGCCGUCCGCUGGGCGCUGUGGGGAAGUACCGGGUCCGGAGAAAGUUCCCCCUGCCCCGCUCUAUCUGGGACGGAGAGGAGACGAGCUAUUGCUUCAAAGAGAAGAGCAGGAGUAUCCUCCGGGAGUGGUACACCCACAACCCUUAUCCAUCCCCACGGGAGAAAAGAGAGCUGGCCGAGGCCACAGGACUCACGACCACGCAGGUCAGCAACUGGUUCAAAAACCGACGGCAAAGAGACCGAGCAGCCGAGGCAAAGGAAAGAGAAAACAACGAGAACUCCAACAGCAACAGUCACAACCCACUGACUUCUUCUAUUAAUGGAAAUAAAACUAUUUUGGGGAGUUCGGAUGACGAUAAAACACCUUCUGGGACUCCGGAUCACACGUCUCCGAGCCCGGCUCAGCUCCUCGGCGCAAACACCGGUUUACCGUCCCUGCACGGCCUUGCGCCCCCGCCGGGACCCAGCGCAAUCCCGGUACCCAGCGGCGCAGACUCGAUGCACCAUCAUCACUCAUUGCACCAUGACAGCAUACUGAACCCUAUGUCUUCUAAUCUAGUGGACCUUGGCUCUUAAAAACCGUCACUGAAGAGAGACAGACAGCCCCAUUUUUUUUGGAAAAUAAUUUACGAGGUGGUGUGAGUUAAGCUUCAAGCACUUGCGGCACGGUGCAAGGCAGACAGACUGGAACACUGCGAAAACAGCCACCGUAACAAAUCAUUUAGUCUCAUAUCAACCUUUAAAAUCUUUUUCAACAAAUGGGGGGAAAAAAUCUGCCAGUGAGCGCAACACCUCCUCUUAUCCCCGAACUGAACGAGCCCUUCUUUCGGGGAUUUUCUAGAAUCAAGAGUCCAGAGCAGAGCACUUAAGAACUUUCCAAAUAUACUUAAACAGGACCCUACCGACUUAUUUUUUCGUUAAUUCGCUUGAGGAAAAUAUAAUUUGAAAAGUAAUAGUUUUGAGAUGGCUUGUUUUGCAGCAGUGGCGAGGAUAAAGGAGAAAUUGGAUUAAAGAAAGAAAGAAAGAACUUUACGGAAUGUAACAACGUAACAUGUUAUAUUGUUGAAAACAAUAAAGUGUCUUAAUUCUUGUUACUAUUAGCCUACAGUUGUUAUUUUAGGGGGUUAGAUUAGCCUUUAUUACCGGACUCUAUAGGCACAAAGUUAAGGAUAUCCAUCGCCUUUCUGUUUACAUAUAGUUUUUGAAGAGAGCCAUAAACAGUUAUUUUUUGGUUUUUUUGUUUGUUUGUUCGUGGGAGGGUGGGCUGAUGGGGUAUGCCAGUUUUAAGUGUCUCAUAGGAGCCGUGAUAAGAUAAAAUAUUCUAACCCCUUGAUAUUAUUAUUAUUAUUAUUAUUUGCAUUUUCAUUUGGAAAGAGAUUGCAUGUAAACUGCGAUAAAUGAUGAAACAUAAAACGAUUCACCUAUAGUUUCAUAUACCCUUUACAAUAAAAAAAAAAAAAGUCAAACACGUGGAAUAAAGUCGAGAAAUUCUUUGAUUCUGAA